AGAUUUUAUCAUUGUCCCACUUCCGAUAUAUAUCCUCCACUGGCUUCAUAAUCAUAUGCCUUACACGAACCUGCAAAGUAAUAUACAAGAUUAGAAAAACACAAAAUUUAAAUGGAAGAAAUACUACUUGUGUUUAUACCUUUGGAUACUUUCUCUUUUCUUGGGCACAAAAAUCUAAGAAGUUUAUAUGCGUACGAGAUUCCUCCCCCAUGACAGAAGAGGAACAUCAGCUCCCUCAAUCCGAUUCCCAUAUAUUUUUCCUAAACCAGGGACAAACUCAUAAAUCCAUAUUAAGAGCGCAUGAACACAGCCGUGAAGUGUGUAACUUUUCUUUGCUUCAUAUGUGAGUACUUUAAUGGACUCAACAAGGCUUCUAAAUCCAACACGACACCAUAGAUAUCGCUGGAAAGCUGCAGUGUCCAUCACCCUUUUAGCACAAUGCAAAGGAAUUCUGAUGUUGCUUGAAAUGCCAAAAAUGCCAAUGGAUAGCAGACACAACAAACCAAUCAUCACUCGCUUCUCUCGAGGCCAGUUUCUGCAAAUCGGGAAUAUGGCUUGUAACUCAAGCAAUAUAGGUCCAUCUGAUGUCGGAACGUUCAUCUCGAGCCAAAACUCUUGAUGAUCCACAUCCCGAACGUCAUGCUUGUCGAAAGGAUCACAAUUCAGACCUGUAUUAUCUCCAAACUCAUACAAAGAGAAACACAAUGGCAUAAAAUCAUCUAUCAAAGACCAAAUCUCAUGACUGCUCUCAGUUGCUAAUUGAUUGGCAAGGAAAUGGUGAACAACUUUCGCAUACCAAAUAUAAUGCAGCUCUUUCAGCUUCACAAUCACUCCAAUAGUUGAUUCCCUCAACUCAGACCAAACAUCUUCCCCAAGUUCUUCUCUCACAGUUUGAAUGUUGGAGAGAUAACAACUAUGAUUCAUGCUCCUAUUCUGAACUGGGGUUUUCCCAACCUCAUACAGACGACGAGGAUACUUUCUCAUACCUGAAGAAGAAAUCGUACCUGAAAAAUAAAGCACUUAACAAGUUACUUUCUUCUCUAGGAACAAUCUCCGAUCAACUGUCAUAACCAAACUUUAAUUACAGAAAAAAAGUCUCGAGAUUUGAAAGGGAAAGAAUGUUGAAAUUAGGAUUUAGGGCUUUCGAAAUUAAACAUCUCAAUCAAAUAAUAUAUGUUCAAGAAAUGUAAUAACUACUGGGAAUUGGAUUGAUUUAGCACUUAUAGUUGAAAUUGGGAUUUAGGUUUACACAAAAGAAAGAAGAUGGUGACUUGAAGAGGAGGUAACGAACGACUGUGACAGAGGAGCUGUCGACGGCAGCUAUGACGUAGGAGAUGUUGUCAGGGUGGGAUAGGGACGACAGUGACUCUUGAUCGGAGAAUGUUUAUGUCAUGUCUCGAUGUCGUCGUGAGAGAGCGAGAGAGAGAAAGAGAGAGAGGAACGAGUCGUGGUUGGUUUGUAUUUCUAUUUUUUCGAUUUUUUUUCAAAUUUAACAUAUAUUUUCAAAUUUUUUAAUUUAUUUAUGUGGCAAUUUUGUAGUUAACCAAGUUACUAAUGUGGACUGUGCUUUUAGUAAAUUUUUUAACCAAGUUACUAAUGUGCUUUUAGUAAAUUUUUUAAAAUCUCAUUUUAGUCUAGUAAUUUAUAUUUAAUAUGAAUUUUUCUUGUAAUUUUUAGAUGAAUGUGAGUUAGUCUAGGUAAUUUCUCUAUUUUUUUAUCAAGAUAACGUAAAAGAGAACGAGCUUUUUUUUUUAAACAACUUCAAAUCUUGAGAAAACAAAGCUUUUUCGACAUUCACGUCAACAACAAGAAAUCGCAAGAAACUAAAUGUUCUAUCCGUUGAAAAAAAUAAAUAAAUGUACUGUAAAUAUUUUAUGCUAAUAUAUCGGCCCUUCAGACAAAUCGUAGCAGAGGAGAGAGAGUUAGACUUGGAUCAAGACGAGAAAGAAUACCAUUUUAAAAGGAUCUAAUAUUAAACUUCGCAGAUCUCCCAUUCUGUGAUGGAAAGAUAAUUAUAACAACAAUAAAGACCGAAAUAAACAGCCAAAAAAUACGAAACUGUCAACGUUUUCCUUUGGCUUCUUGUCUGCAAAAUCUUUCAACUUAAUCUUGUUACUCUUCUUUUCUGGUUCAUUAAAAAAACAACUCGAAGAUAAAUGGGUACGGGAUGGCGGCGAGCCUUUUGCACCACCGCCUCUAGAAAGAGUGACGCGGUGGCCCCAGAUCUUGACAAGCAACAAGCGGGCUACACUCUCAACUCCAACCCUAGCCCAAGAAGCUGCGUGAAGCUCGCUUUUCUCUCCGGAGGAAGUAAUUCGUCGACUCCCCGUACAAAUUAUAGUCCAAGCCUGGGCUGUCGGACAACGGAUGCCGAGAAUCCUGUUCCCACCGCGGAGCAAAUCCCGACACCAAGAUCGGCAACAAAGAGCCCCAGACUAUCUUUGAAGGCCAGGUCAAACCCUUCGUCUCCUCGGUUAAAGCUUUCUCUGUUCCGCAACAGCUUCAAAUUCCGAAGUAAUUGUGGAAUUUGUUUGAACAGCGUGAAAACAGGGCAAGGGACGGCAAAAUAUACGGCAGAGUGUUCGCAUGUGUUUCAUUUCCCUUGUGUCACCGAUUACGUCAGCAAACACGGCAAGCUUGUUUGCCCUGUUUGUAACUCCCUUUGGAAAGACGCUUCUCUUCUUACUCUUCAUGGGAAUGGAAUUGAACCUCCCUUGGAAAACGCCGUUUCCAUUGAGGAGAAGCGUGUUGUCGCCGUCGCAACUUCUCCUAUAGCAAAGCCCAUGCCAAAGCAGUCUCACAAUUACGAUGAUGACGAGCCUUUGCUUUCGCCACGGUUUGUCACCAUACCUGAAGCCAAUGAGAAUUGCAGAUGUGAAGAGGAGACUGAUGUGGCUCAGUUCAAGGGAUUCGUGGUAGACCCUAGCCCUUCCUUUGCCGUCAAAUCUCAUGAGAUCCCGGCCACGGGUCGAGAUUUUGGAAAUGUGCAGGUGAGCUUGUUACCUGAAUCUGCCGUUGUGUCUGUUGGGUGUGGUUACGAGACCCGUGCAGUGGCUCUGCGAGUGAAGGCACCACCGCCUCUAGGUACAAGAGGGCGCAGGCUUUUAGAUCCGUCUCAACGUGCGCCGGUGGAUCUGGUUGUUGUAGUUGAUGUAGGUGGAACCAUGAACGGUGCAAAACUCCAGAUGGUCAAACGAGCCAUGCGGGUUGUGAUUUCCUCGCUCAGCUCUGCUGAUCGGCUCUCUAUUGUCUCUGCUUCCUCGAAGAGACUCCUCCCACUUAAGAGAAUGACAGAGAAUGGAAAACGCUCCGCUGGAGUGGUGGUGGAUGGGCUCCUUUGCUGUCAAAGUUCUAAGAUAAGUGAUGGUUUGGAAAAAGCGGCAAGAGUGCUGGAGGAUCGUAGGGAGAGAAACCCAAUUGCUAGCAUCGUACUCCUAAAGGACGGUCAGCCAAUUUCCAGUAGAGCCAACACAAAUCAACGGUCCACAAUAACCCAUGUGGGGUUAACACGCUUUGCUCACAUAGAGAUCCCUGUUACUGAAUAUGGCUUUGGAGAGAGUGGUGGGUGCAGCCAUGCUCCUGUCGAAGAGGCUUUCGCGAAAUGCCUAGGAGGAUUUCUUAGCGUGGUGGUUCAAGAUCUAAGGAUCCAAUUUCGAGUUGGAUCAGGAUCUGGACCAUGUGAAAUCGCAGCCAUUUAUUUAUGCAAUGGACAACCCACUUUGGUGAGCUCUGGUUCUGGAUCAGUCCGGCUCGGGGACCUAUACGCAGGCGAAGAAAGAGAGGUUUUAGUGGAGCUUAGGAUCCCAUCAACGGCAAGCAUGGUCCACCAAGUUCUAUCAGUUAGAGGUCUCUAUAAGGACCCUUCGACGCAGGAAGUUGUAUACGGACGUGACCAAUCACUCCGCGUUCCCCAAGCCGUAAGAUCAUCUUCUCCCAGUAUCGAACGCUUGAGGUGCCUUUUCAUAAUGACACGGGCAGUUGCCGAGUCUCGAAGGCUGGUAGAGUAUGGGGAAUGCACAAGCGCACACCACUUGUUAACGUCAGCGCAUGCUUUGCUUGGGCAAUCAAGAAUGGCGGAGGCAGCGGACUAUACCAAGGUAGUAGAGGCAGAGUUGGUGGAAGUUCAGUGGAGGAGGCAACAGCUGAUGGAAUAUGAGAGUCAGCCCCAACAACAACAUAUUCAACAGCGGAGAGGAAGCGAAAGAGACACAACGAUGAUUUUAGUGGACGAAAACGGUGAGCCGUUGACUCCCGCGUCGGCAUGGAGAGCAGCUGAGAAGUUUGCUAAGGUGGCUAUGAUGAAGAAGAGCGACUUGCACGGCUUCGAAAAUGCUAGAUUUUAAUUUAAGUUUCUUUUAUUUUUACUGUGAGAAAUGUGUACUAGUCCGAAUGCCAAGAGCAUCUUUAUCAUCUUUAUCUCUAAGACUAUUUUUGGCUUACUGAAUAAAAAAAUUCAAUAGUUAAAAGAA
Brassica rapa (field mustard) is the source of this 4469-nucleotide messenger RNA. RefSeq names its product E3 ubiquitin-protein ligase WAV3. The record is from RefSeq and is a predicted model, not a curated record. NCBI's taxonomy places the organism in Eukaryota, Viridiplantae, Streptophyta, Magnoliopsida, Brassicales, Brassicaceae.